AUGGAAAGCAUCAUUCCAACUCUGAUCUCAUCUAAUCAGUCUGGUUUUGUUAAAGGUAGAAGUAUAUUUGAAAACAUUCUCCUCACUCAAGAGAUUGUUUCAGAUAUUAGAUUAAGGGGGAAACCAGCCAAUGUGGUGAUUAAACAAGAUAUGGCCAAGGCUUAUGAUAGAGUUUUUUUUCAAUCUUCAAGAGGGGUGAAGCAAGGAGACCGAUUAUCACCAACCUUAUUCUUAUUAUCAGCUGAAGUACUUUCAAGGGCUUUGAACUCUUUAUUUAGUGAUAGUAGAUUUAUUGGAUAUGGAAUUCCAAAAUGGUCUUAUCCUAUGAAUCAUCUUGCUUGUGCUGAUGACACUAUUAUUUUUACUUCUGCUGAUACAUAUUCGUUGAGGUGCAUCAUGCAAAUCUUAAGGAAGUAUGAACAGGUUUCUGGGCAAGUCAUUAAUAAUGAUAAAAUUUCUUUUUAUAUGUUCUCAAAGGUGGGCACAAAGUUAGUGCAGAGGGUAGGGGAGAUUACUGGUUUCUCUAAAGGACGAUUUCCUUUCAUAUACUUAGGGUGCUCUAUUUUUCAUGCUAGAAAGAAGAAGGUCUAUUACUCAGAUCUCAUCAAGAAGGUGAAAGGAAGAUUGCAUUCAUGGAAACGGAAGCUUUUAUCUUUUGGAGGAAAGGCUGUCUUAAUCAGAAGUGUGCUUCAAAGCAUGCCAAUCCAUUUUCUAUCAGUUUUGGCACCACCUUAA
This is a messenger RNA of Lycium barbarum (goji berry), 735 nucleotides long. RefSeq lists its product as uncharacterized. NCBI's taxonomy places the organism in Eukaryota, Viridiplantae, Streptophyta, Magnoliopsida, Solanales, Solanaceae. The transcript has 2 exons. The record is from RefSeq and is a predicted model, not a curated record. The coding region runs from base 1 to 735 and encodes 244 amino acids.